Heterobilharzia americana is the source of this 626-nucleotide messenger RNA. The record is from the annotation of a GenBank genome assembly. Lineage: Eukaryota; Metazoa; Platyhelminthes; Trematoda; Strigeidida; Schistosomatidae.
GACCUAUCCGAAUGCACACAGACAGCCUCACCUGUCUGUUCACAGAAAAUAUCAUUGUAUUUUUAAGAUUUUAGACAGUUUGUCGUAUUCUACAAUUGCAGACACGCUUUCAUCCUGCAAAUUCAAAAAGCGUGCUGAAACUUCACUUUCCUGUUACAUUCAUACCAAUGACUUCUGCGGAGUCAUCGUCGUCCGUUAGUUUAGAUUCGCCUAAGUCAUCUAGUUUAUGUAUCAAAGUUGAUGAACCAUCUUCAAAUGAAUCGGUCGAUGCAUUAAUAUUCAACAUCUCGCCCAAUUUCACUUUAACCGAAAUUUCAUCAUCUCAAUCUGAUCAGCAAGAGACAAACCCACAACACGAAAGUAGAAUAACUUCCAAGACUGUCGAAAGCUAUGGAAAUAUUCAGAUGAAUACAGAAAAAAUUCCAAAUGACAUAAGGAACAAUUUUGCUCAACUCCGUCGACAACGAAUUGCUUGAAUAAAAAACUAUGCUGACAAUCUUGAUCACUAAUUGUAAGUGCUAGUUGAUUUAUAAAAAACUAAAGUACAUGUUGCUUGCGCCGUCUUUUCAACUAACUGUACACGUAGUCGACUUUAACAGGUGGAAAUAAAAUGAGAUCCAAUUUAG